Messenger RNA from Parnassius mnemosyne (clouded apollo), 2403 nucleotides. Lineage: Eukaryota; Metazoa; Arthropoda; Insecta; Lepidoptera; Papilionidae. The record is from the annotation of a GenBank genome assembly.
AUGUCUUUUGAUGAAAGUGAUCAUAAUCAAAGCUCCUCUUCUUUCAUUUCAGCAUCCGAUGUACUAAGUAAUGACGACAGUUUUGAGAGCAUUCCUCCAUUAAAAGAUACUCUUGACUCCCAUUUUUUUAAAGCUCUAAGAAACUUCAAUAUAGUUCACAUAAAUGCACAGAGUAUUCCGGCUCAUUAUCCUGAUAUGUUAGCUAGCUUUGUAAGUGAUAAUGUUCAUGCAAUUCUUGUUUCGGAGUCAUGGUUAAAGCCAUGUCUUCCAUCCAUAUCCUAUUCCAUUCCAGGAUUCCAGUUAAUACGCAACGACCGAACUGCACGGGGUGGUGGUGGUGUUGCCAUUUACCUUCGUGCGCAUAUACCUAUUUCCAUUGUUCGUUUAUCAUCUCAAUUUCCAGCUGAGAACGAAGCGGAAUACUUAUUUAUUGAAGUGCUUCUUUCGCACAACAAAUUACUUAUCGGAGUUUUUUAUAGUCCUUCUUCCACAGUUGACUAUUUUACCACAUUGGAUAACCUUCUUGAAGAGCUAACUCCAUUAUAUAAACAUACAGUGCUAAUGGGCGAUUUUAAUACUUGCCUUCUUAAGAAUGACGCCCGAUCUCUUCGUCUUAAGUCCCUUAUAGAAGCAGCCAAUUUAAAUAUCCUUCCUCUUUCUGAAACUCAUUUUUUUCCUAACUGUGUUCCAUCCCUCCUUGAUUUGGUUAUCGUUUCUUCUCUCGACCAUGUUGAUAAAUUUGGUCAAUGUGCUGCCAACGCCUUUUCCUAUCAUGACCUCCUGUUUCUAUCUUAUAAAAUAAGACCACCGAAAGCCAAAUCAAGGAUACUUCUGCAGCGUAAUUUUGAGGAAAUGGAUUUGGAAAAGCUACAAAAAGAUGCUGCUAACAUGGACUGGAGUGUUAUAACUAAGGCUUGCUCAGUGGACGAACAGGUAGCAUUGUUUAAUUCAUUUCUUGUUCAGCUCUAUGAUAUACAUGCUCCUGUCCGCCCAGUGCGAAUACGCCAUCCUCCAGCCCCAUGGUUGACUGAAGAUCUUAAAAGAUUGAUAGUUAGGAAGAAUAACGCAAAGUCGAGUUACAGGUCAGAUCCAAAGAAUGACAGGAUUCGGGAAAAGUACAGACUCCUGCGGAAUCAAUGCAACAAGUUGUGUAGAGAUUUACGACGCCGCCAUAUCCAUAAAUCAGUACAAAACGAAGAUCCAUGUCGUGUUUGGAACUUUUUAAGGUCCAUAGGAGUUGAGAAAACACGUUCAUGCCCUAUAUCAAAUAACGUCGAUUUAAAUUUGCUUAAUAAGCAUUUUUCUUCUGUUUCUUGCUUGGAUAAUAUGGCAAAAUCAACAACACUUACUCAACUUUCAUCGUUUCCCACUCCUGACUUUUCCCCAUUCGUAUUUAGGCAAUUUGCAGAUUGUGAUGUUAGGAAACACAUUCUCUCUAUCCAUUCUGACGCUGUCGGAUGUGAUGACGUCAGUCGUAAAAUGAUCAUUCCCUUGUUAGAUUUUUUAACACCUAUUAUAACCUUUAUCUUAAACUUUUCCAUAUCCUCAUCUUCUUUCCCUAACCAAUGGAAGGAUGCCCAAAUCAUACUUAUACCCAAAAAAGCAAAUCCUUCAAGUUUUUCUGAAUAUCGUCCUAUUUCGAUUCUUCCUUUCCUUUCCAAAGUCUUAGAACGACUAGUGCAACAACAAAUUAAUUCCUUUUGUUUAAGAAAUAACAUCCUCAACCCUUUCCAAUCUGGCUUUAGAUCUGGUCAUAGUACGACUACGGCGCUAUUGAAAAUCACGGACGACAUUCGCCACGGUAUGGAAAAUCAUCAAGUCACAUUAUUGGUGUUGCUGGAUUUUAGCAAUGCCUUUAAUACUGUUGAUCAUGACAUCCUGUUAGGGAUUCUGCGUUCUCUUAACAUAUCUCCAACUGCAAUUACCUGGUUUCAUAGUUAUUUGUAUGGGCGCCGGCAACGUAUUCGUGUCCACGAUAGACUUUCUUCGUGGCUUGAUACAGUAGCUGGCGUUCCACAAGGUGGCGUCUUAUCUCCUCUUUUAUUCGCAAUCUUUAUUAAUACGAUUACAUCCCAAAUAUCUUCUCUCUACCACUUGUAUGCAGAUGAUCUCCAAAUAUACUUACAAACAACCAUUGAAGAUCUUCCCAAAGCAGUGGAAUGUAUCAAUAAGGAUCUGACAUGUAUUCUCGACUGGAGUCUUUCUUAUGGGUUAACAGUGAACCCUUUAAAAUCCCAAGCCAUAAUCAUUGGGAGUCCAAGAAUGAUUUGCAAAAUAAAAAAAUGUCAACUACAACACGUUGUAUAUUUCGGAGUAAUUAGGGAGUUCCCAUCCCUUAUAAUGACGUUGUUAAAAUUUAGGUAUCCUCUUGGAUUCAAGUCUUUCUUGGGCACCCCAAAUUAA